AUGACAUUCAGUAAGGGGUCAAUCCCAGAGAUCCCACUGAUCUCAUUAGUCACGUCAACUCCUGAGGAUGUCCUUCAAGCUCUGUCCACGGUAGGGUUCAUCCAUCUGGACCUUGAAGGGACAGUACUGAGGCAGGAAGAUGUCGAUCGAGCCUUCGAGAUAUCCGCGAUCAUCCAUUCGAUUCCAAUGGAAGAUCGCAGAGACUCCAUGCUGGACGCUAGAAGUAACGGCUACAGAGGCAUGAUAGACUCGCUGGACGAGCGCAGCAAGAAGCCCGACUGGAAGGAAAGUUUUGGGUGGGGCAGGUUUGAAGCUGGCGCUGGAGAAUCGGAAACUACGCAGGUUCUGCCAGAAGCGCUAGAAAUAUACAAACCAGAGAUGGCGUCGUUCAGUAGUAAAUGCUUUGACACGUCGCUGCGCGUUCUCGACAUGCUGUCCAAAGCUCUUAACGUACUCUUCCACCCGACUUCUUUCGAUCCAAGCACCGAGACGCAGGAGAAGACAUACGCGCUGGUAGCCACAAAGUGGGGAGAUAUCACACUUCUCUUCCAGGAACAGAAUGGCCAGCCUGGGCUUCAAAUAUACCUGCCAACAGAAGAAGUAAAAGCACAAAGGGGGCUUCAGUUGAUUCAAGGCGAUGUGGACCUUGAGUCAGGACUAUGGAUCUCCGCACCCAUCAUUCCCAACACCGUCCUAGUCAACGUCGGACUCAUCCUAGAGUUCAUGACCGACGGCAUUUGCAAGGCUAACGUGCACCGAGUCAUCUUUCCUCCAUCGGCUGAAGGGGAACUACCCAGGAAUCGCAAGUCCAUUGCGUAUUUUAGCACACCUAGCUUCGAUGUGGAGAUGAGCCAGGUCAGGCCUGAUGGUACUAUAGUAAAGGCGCAAGAGUCGUCUUCUGUGGGCGAAUUUUUUGCAGAACGGCAACGCUUGGCUCGGGCUUCUUAACUUAGCGACCAUGCUUAGCUUGCGACUGAGAUCGGCAAAAAUUUCAGAAGAUCGUACCGUCACAGUACCGGAUAUAAACAUACCAUCGAAAUCUUUACUUUGAUCCACUGACUAUCUCGUUUCUUUGGGAGGGAGGUUAAGUAGUGG
Molecule: messenger RNA, 1095 nt
Organism: Verruconis gallopava
Lineage: Eukaryota; Fungi; Ascomycota; Dothideomycetes; Venturiales; Sympoventuriaceae
Exons: 6
Coding region: 1-948 (315 amino acids)
Molecular function (GO): dioxygenase activity
Source: RefSeq, a predicted model, not a curated record